This is a messenger RNA of Eurytemora carolleeae, 1817 nucleotides long. RefSeq names its product zinc finger autosomal protein. Gene Ontology annotation, molecular function: DNA-binding transcription factor activity, RNA polymerase II-specific; RNA polymerase II transcription regulatory region sequence-specific DNA binding. Gene Ontology annotation, biological process: regulation of transcription by RNA polymerase II. The transcript has 3 exons. Bases 8 to 1123 code for a protein of 371 amino acids. The record is from RefSeq and is a predicted model, not a curated record. Gene Ontology annotation, cellular component: nucleus. NCBI's taxonomy places the organism in Eukaryota, Metazoa, Arthropoda, Copepoda, Calanoida, Temoridae.
AGAGAGAAUGGCUGUAAACAUAAAAGAGGAAAAAAAAAUGGAGAACAUUGAGAUUAAAGAAGAGAUUCAGGAAGAUAUACUUCCAUCCUCUACUGUAGAGAAGACAUUUCCUACGCUGAUAAAAGAUCAGAUUUGUUCCAUCAAGGAAGAGGAAAUCCUUCAAUCUUCUACUGUAGAGGACACAUGUACAAUUUAUAUAAAGGAAGAAGAUGUUAAGAUGGAAAAUACAAAAGAAAAAGGUGAAAUAGUAAACCAGGAAGAGGAUCCUUUGCUGUCUGUUAAAUGUAAAACUCAAGGUGAAAUCGUCAACGAUGAGAAAGGGCCUAGUACGUCUAGUAUAUCAAGCAAAAGAAAACAUCUCUGCGAUAAGUGUGAGUAUACCUCAACUCGAUUAAUAGAUCUCAAAAGACAUAAAGAAAGUAAACAUGAAGGAGUGAGAUAUCCUUGUAAUAUAUGUGAAUUUAAUUUUACUAGACCUAGUAAUCUUAAAAUACAUGUUGAGAGUAUACACAAAGGGGUGUUACUUAUCUGCGAUAGAUGUGACUACACUACGACUCGAAAAAGUGAUCUCAAAAUACAUAUUGAAUGUAAACAUGAAGGAGUUAGAUAUCCAUGUGAUAAAUGUGGGUUUGUGGCAAAUCUGGCGAGCACUCUUAAAAAGCAUAUUGCAAGUAAACAUGAAGGAGUGAAACAUCCUUGUGAUAAUUGUGAUUAUGCUGCAACUACAGUAGGAGAUCUUAGAAAACAUUUUGAAAGUAAACAUUCAGGGGUUAGAUAUCCUUGUGAUAAAUGUGAGUACGCUGCAACUAGACCUAUUAAUCUUAAAACACACAUCGAGACUAUGCAUGAAGGAGUUAGGUAUCCAUGUAAACAAUGCGACUACGUUUCAACUUCUACAAAUGCUCUAUAUAGACAUAUUCAAAGUAAACACGAUGGAGUGAGGUAUCUCUGCAGUAAAUGUGAUUACGCUGCAAGCAGGCCAGGCCAUCUGAAAAGACAUGUCGAAAUCAUACAUGAAGGAGUAAGUUAUCCUUGUCAAUAUUGUGAGUAUUCUGCAACUAGACCAACACAUCUGAGGUUACACGUUGAGAGAAAACAUAAACAAAGUGAGAUAUCUCUAUGAUAAUUUGGAGUACAACGCAAUUACAAAAAAAAUAUAAAUUCCUGAUUUUAAAAAAUGUGUUGUACCAUUUUUAAAAGGGUUGUUCAUGUAGAUAGUAUUCUAAAAUUAUGAGCAAAUCAAAAGAUUUUCUGAACAAAUUUAGAAGUGACAUAAUCAAAUAUUUAAGUUUCUUAUUAAAAUAAAAAAACGCUUAAAAGGACUCUUUGUCUUUCUUGAAUACAAGAUUUUAUUGCGUUUUAUUACCGGGCAAUUGAAAAUUAGGGAUUUGCGUAAUAAUGCAUAUACACGAUGUUAAAUCUUUUAAGUUCUAAAUUUGUGUUACUAUAUUGUUAAAUCAUUGAUUGACGGUAACAGAACUAACUUUAAGUUUACACUCUGCCAAUAAAUAACAUUUUGUCUUUACAUUUAACUUUCUGUAGGGGUGGAUUUUCUUUUUUUUAUAGCCAAAUCCACCCCAGUUGAAACGGGGGGGGGGGGGAUUAUUAAAAGUAAACUUAAAAGGGAACACGCAUAAAUGAUAUUAAAGUUCAUCUUGAGAGAGUAAACACGAAGGAGUGAGAUAUCUGUGUGAUAAAUGUGAUUACACUGCAACUCAAGGUAGUAAUCUUAGAAAACGUUUUGGAAGUAAACAUGAAGGUGCAAAGCUCCGCCACAGUACGCUGCAACUAGAGCUGACAAUCUUAAAAAAACAUGA